Orbilia oligospora ATCC 24927 is the source of this 1221-nucleotide messenger RNA. RefSeq lists its product as uncharacterized. Bases 1 to 1221 code for a protein of 406 amino acids. The transcript is spliced from 6 exons. The record is from RefSeq and is a predicted model, not a curated record. Lineage: Eukaryota; Fungi; Ascomycota; Orbiliomycetes; Orbiliales; Orbiliaceae.
AUGUCUGACACCGGCGAUGAAAGUUUCGAUGCUGAAACUGUUCUUAUUAUUCUCAGUUCCUGUUUGUGGGUCGGGGCUGGAUCGCCAAAGUAUUCUCAUCUACGAACGCUCGCAGUUAUGAAGAGAUACGUCGCCUUCUUCGAGGCAGCUAAUUACACUUUCACCCCCCAAGACUUAACGAAAAACUUCGGAACUAGGCCUUCUGAUGCGCCCCUUUUUAUCGAAAGAAUGGGCGGUGAAGAUAAUAUGAUCCAAAUUUUGCUCUCCAUUGUCGACGUUGAAGCCUACCUACCUCACCCCAGGAACGACGGUAUCGUUUUACCGUUGUUCAUUGCUUUAACAGCCAUGACGACCAUUGCAGUUGCCCUACGGAUGUGGUCAAGAUAUAAAGUAGCAGGCUCCAUUCAAUCAUUCGACUAUUUGACAGGAGCAGCCUAUUUGAUGACCGUCGCCUGGGGUGGGAUAGCAGUUUACCAUAGUAAUUCUAAUGGCGUCUGGGCGGCUUUUUGGGAUAUGUCCUGGGACACUCUCCGCGAAAAUUAUCGGAUUACAUUCAUUCUCAACGUGUUGUACCCAUGGGCUAUGUUGCUGAUCAAGGUCUCGCUCUGUUUAUUUUACUACCAAAUGACAGCCAUGACCUGGAUCCGCUGGGGGUGCUUGGCAACGGGUUUCAUUACAUUCGCCAACACAAUCGCAGGAUUCUUCGUCCCGAUCUUUUCGUGCAGGCCAACGAACUACUGGGAUCAUUUGUUUGAGUCCCCCUGCAGCAAGGUAGAUCGACGAGCAGCUUCAAUCGCCGUUGGCGCCAUAUACAUCCUCACCGAUGUCGCGACAUGGGCUUUGCCAAUGCCUUUGAUAUUCCAGUUGAAACUGAGCACGAAACAACGCAUUUUGGCCUUCUGCACGUUUGGCAUUGGUGCUGUUGCAUGCGUCGCUAGCGGUUUUCGACUUGACGCUGUUAUCAAAUUUACGAAAUAUAGUUCACAAAGUAGCUCGACCCUGUUGAUUGACGCGUGGACAAUCAUCGAGAUGAACAUUGCGCUCUUGUGCGCUUGCGCUCCAGCAGUGAGGGCACUGGUUAUGUACUAUGUCCCCAAACUAUUCCCCAACUUCGGAGCAGCCCCUACGAAGAAUUCCACACAAGACACGAAAGCCACCGACACCACGAAAUCACAGCCUGCCACAAAAGUUACAGCAACAAAUGGGACUGAGAAAUCGUAG